Messenger RNA from Recurvomyces mirabilis, 1506 nucleotides. RefSeq lists its product as uncharacterized. The transcript is spliced from 9 exons. Gene Ontology annotation, molecular function: carbohydrate:proton symporter activity. Gene Ontology annotation, biological process: transmembrane transport; carbohydrate transport. Gene Ontology annotation, cellular component: membrane. The coding region runs from base 1 to 1506 and encodes 501 amino acids. NCBI's taxonomy places the organism in Eukaryota, Fungi, Ascomycota, Dothideomycetes, Mycosphaerellales, Teratosphaeriaceae. The record is from RefSeq and is a predicted model, not a curated record.
AUGGCUCUCUCUCCAAAGUGGUAUCAGUUCCUGGUCUCCCUCUUCGCCUCCUUGGGAUCAGUCCUCUACGGCUAUGAUCUCGGUGUAAUCGCUGAGGCUGUGGCCUCGGACAACUUCAUCGCCACCUUCAACCCAACAACAAGCGAGACAGGUGCCGUAGUCUCCGUCUUCACUGGAGGCGCCUUCUUUGGAGCAGGAUUCGCCGGACCUGUAGGCGACUGGCUAGGACGAAAGUACACUAUCAUGCUUGGCGCUCUAAUAUUCAUCCUUGGUGGUGGCCUCCAAACUGGUGCUCAGACCUUGUCGUAUCUAUAUGCUGGCAGAGCGAUUGCUGGUCUAGGUGUUGGAUUCCUGGUCAUGAUCAUUCCGCUGUAUCAGGCAGAAUUGGCACACCCCAGUAUCCGUGGUCGAGUCACUGCUUUGCAGCAGUUUAUGUUGGGCAUUGGUGCACUUGUCGCAUCGUGGGCUGCUUAUGGGACAUAUACCGGCUUCGCAGCCACAGAUAGCAAGCAAUGGCGCGUACCGCUAGGCAUCCAGAUCAUCCCGGCGGGCUUCUUAGCGGCCCUCAUCAUCUUGUUCCCGGAAUCUCCAAGAUGGCUCAUCGACAACGGCCGUACAGAGGAAGGCCUCCAGACGCUUGCCAAGCUACACGCCCACGGUGACAUCAACGACACCUUCGUCCAAGCAGAAUUCGGUGCGAUUCAAGACAUGAUCACCUUCGAGCACGAAAACGAAGCGAAAUCCUACGCCGAGCUCUUCACCAACCGAAGCUCUUUCCGACGCCUCUUCCUCGCCGUUGCCAUGCAAGCGAGUGUCCAAAUGACUGGCGUCUCAGCCAUCCAAUACUACUCGCCCGUCAUCUUCGCCCAGAUCGGCAUCCCCACUGCCGAUACGCUGAAGUACCAAGGCAUUAAUUCCAUCAUCGCCUUGAUCGCUCAGUUCUCCUGCAUCAUGUUGAUCGAUUACACAGGCCGCAGAUGGGCUAAUAUUGGCGGCAACCUAAUGAACUGCGUCACCUUCAUAAUCGCCACUGCGUUGCUAGCAGAAUUCCCACCAGGAGCCAGCAAGAAUCUAGGAGCUGAGUGGGGUUUCAUCGUCAUAACAUGGAUCUACAACUUCAGCUUCUCCUGCACCAACGGCCCUCUAUCCUGGAUUGUGCCGGCCGAGAUCUUCGAUACCAGAACCCGAUCAAAGGGUGUCAGUAUAGCGACUAUGAUGUCCUUCGCCUUCAACACCAUGAUCGGACAAGUCACGCCAAUAGCGAUGAAAAAUAUUGGGUGGAAGUUCUAUAUCCUUUUUGUCGUCUGUAACUUCACCAACGCCAUCUUCUUCUGGGCCAUCCAGCCGGAAACGGCCAAACGUCCGCUAGAAGAGAUGAACUACCUGUUUACCAAUGCGCCACUCUUCGUGCCGACCAUGAAUAUGAAGGAGUUUGAUCUGCAUGAUCUCGAGAAUAGGGUCCAGGAAGUUGAGAGGAAGGGGAGUGUGACUAGUCAUGUUGAGUGA